GAUCGAAGAACCUUCGAAUCCAGCACACACCAACCACGUCCCCGACCUCCCCCUUUAAAUUCACCCAUGCACACGUCGUCGCAAAUCACAUCACACAGCUAAAGCUAGCUUAAUCCGAACCAAGCAAUGGCUGCCUCCUCCUCCUCCUUCGUGUUCGCGGCGGCGCUCCUCGUCCUGGCGGCGGCGACGGCGGCGCAGGCGCAGAGGGAGACGAAGCUGCGGGUGUUCUGGCACGACGUGGUGAGCGGCGGGCCCAACUCCACGGUGGCGCAGGUGGCGGAGGCGCCGACGACGAACGCCUCGGCGACGGGGUUCGGCGCGGUGGUGGUGAUCGACGACCCGCUCACCGACGGGCCCAACCUGACGGCCUCGCGGCUGGUCGGCCGCGCGCAGGGGAUGUACGUCGCCGCCGGCAAGGACGCGCUGUCGCUGAUGAUGGCGAUGAACUUCGUGUUCGCCGGCGACGGCCCGUACAACGGCAGCAGCCUCGCGAUCCUCGGCGCCAACCCGGCGGAGCGCGCCGUGCGGGAGAUGCCGGUGGUGGGCGGCACCGGCGUGUUCCGGUUCGCGCGCGGCUACUGCCAGGCGACGACGUGGUGGUUCAACGCCACCACCGGCGACGCCACCGUCGAGUACAACAUCCAUCUCCGCCUCGAUUAAUUCAUUCAUUCAUUCUCAUUACUUGAGACGAUGAUAUUGAAGAUGAUGAUCGUGUUGAUCAGUUCAUUUUACUGCCGGUUUUUGCUGUGUGUUGACCAGUUGAUUACUAGAAUAUAUAAGCUGGGUGUGGUGUCAUAUGCUUUUUUUUUCCCUGUAAAAAAACGCUAGCUAUGAUUUUUGUUGUUGUUGUUGUUGGUAGGGGUGUAUUCUUGAGGAUGAUUAUUGUUUAUAAGUUCUUAAUGUGUUUUAGAAUAAUGAGAGCUUCAUUAGCUUACCUUUGUUACAAUUUUUUAUUUUGAUGGAUGGUAAUAUUCCUCCAAGAUUUUUGUGCA
This is a messenger RNA of Oryza sativa Japonica Group (Japanese rice), 992 nucleotides long. RefSeq names its product dirigent protein 22-like. NCBI's taxonomy places the organism in Eukaryota, Viridiplantae, Streptophyta, Magnoliopsida, Poales, Poaceae. The record is from RefSeq and is a predicted model, not a curated record.